Molecule: messenger RNA, 315 nt
Organism: Echinops telfairi (small Madagascar hedgehog)
Lineage: Eukaryota; Metazoa; Chordata; Mammalia; Afrosoricida; Tenrecidae
Gene: RPL32
Product: ribosomal protein L32
Exons: 2
Coding region: 18-299 (93 amino acids)
Biological process (GO): translation
Cellular component (GO): cytosolic large ribosomal subunit; ribosome
Molecular function (GO): structural constituent of ribosome
Source: RefSeq, a predicted model, not a curated record
UCUUUCUUGAAGGCAUCAUGGCUGCCCUCAGACCCUUGGUGAAGCCUAAAAUUGUAAAAAAGAGGACCAAGAAGUUCAUCCGGCACCAAUCCGACCGCUAUGUCAAGAUUAAGCGCAACUGGCGUAAACCCAGAGGCAUUGACAACAGGGUGCGGAGAAGAUUCAAGGGCCAGAUCUUGAUGCCCAACAUUGGUUAUGGGAGCAACAAGAAAACCAAGCACAUGCUGCCCAGUGGCUUCCGCAAGUUCCUGGUCCACAACGUCAAGGAGCUAGAAGUGCUGCUGAUGUGCAACAAGUGAGUUGGUGGCGCCCUAA